Zasmidium cellare ATCC 36951 is the source of this 291-nucleotide messenger RNA. RefSeq lists its product as uncharacterized. The coding region runs from base 1 to 291 and encodes 96 amino acids. The transcript has 2 exons. NCBI's taxonomy places the organism in Eukaryota, Fungi, Ascomycota, Dothideomycetes, Mycosphaerellales, Mycosphaerellaceae. The record is from RefSeq and is a predicted model, not a curated record.
AUGGACCACCCAGCAAAUGCCACGAGCGUAUCAAGGAUCAAGAUCACAGAGAGCGUAAAGCCAAACAUUUUCACGACAGCGGGCAAGCACUAUUUCAUCAAUGGUGUCAUGAGGUGUAACAACUUCCCCCAUAUCACGCCGAUGACGGAAGAACAGACCGAACACUUCUUCGAGGACUAUAGAACCAUGACCUGGGAUGAUUUGCACCACAAGUGGCAGCAACACGCCGUCAAAUCGAACGAGGAAACCGACAGGCUGAUCCACGGGGAAGAGGGGAUACGCGCUCGCUAG